ACCAACUGGAUUAACAAGGUGUUCAGUCCAUUUGUACCUGGUAGCUCUCCAUCUCGCCAUGAUGAGGUUCAUCCUGACAAUCGCCUUCAUGUUGCCACUGCUCUACACAGCUGACACACUACAGUGCUACACUUGUGAGUUAGGAGAUAAAAGCUGUAGCGUAACAACUCUGCAGAACUGUACAGGCGGAAUGUGCUCCUCUUUAACAAAAGUGAAUGGUCCUUCAGAUUCCAUCACUGUCUCCAAGAAAUGUGUGUAUGUCCCUGAAAGCUGUUAUUUAAUGGGUCAAGUGAACACACUGUCAGUGAAUAAUGGAUACUCAAAAGUCUCCCAGUCGUCAUUCUGCUGCGACACAACAGGCUGUAACAAGGACACCCUUCCUGCACUCAGUGACAAGGCCAAUCAACUGCGCUGCUACACUAGGAUCAAUGGUAGCAGAGAGAUUUUGCAGUGUGUCGGAGUCGAAGACCACUGCUUCAAAUAUGAUGCGCCCGCUUCUCACGGAGGAAAAGUCGUGGUUUAUCAGGGAUGUGCCUCCAGCGACUCAUGCAGCUGGUCCGAGAAGCCGCCCCAGAUUAACCUCAACUGUUGUAAGGGAAACCUGUGUAACAAUGCCCUGGGAUUGGGACUGAGCUCUCCUUCUCUGCUGCUGGGUCUCCUCAUCAUCUCACUUUUCUAGGCAGCGGGAGGAUUCGGGGUAUUUUACCAAAUGUCGGAAUUGUCUCCACAAUCAGUUCUUCAGUACGUCAAUGUUUCGGCAUAUCUAUGUGUUAAUAUGUAGCAUCUGUAAUUCUAAGAAUAAUUUUUUUUUCCAUCAAAUUUCUCAUGGGUGGUUUGAGCCCCAAAUGAUGAUUGGUUUAAAGCUGUUUUAUAUCAGACCGUAUGCCACAGGUAGAAGAAUGUCCUCUUCCCUUUAAAAUUAUGUCAGUUAACUGGUUUGUAGGGCGGUUUUGGGGUUUGUUUGAUAUAGCUAAUGUCAUUUGGCUCAAAGUGGUAUCCAGGCACAGUGCCAGAACCAUGUUAGGGGAGAUACUGAACAUGGCAAAGAUCGUGGUUGUUCCUUCUCUCUCAACUUCUUCCUAAAUCACUCUUUCACACACCUGAAAUCAGUAAAGGGAAAGGAAACAGAAAUAAGAACCACCAAACAUUUCAUGUUAAAUGUUAAGUGUUUGAUGUUUAACAGUAACCUGAUUUAGGAGACAGGUUCUUGGGGUCAGGUGUUUGAUAAUAUCCUAUAUUCUUGCUGGUCUCUUAGCUUUCUCUGUUGAAUAUGAUACUGAGUUUUUGUCAGGCUUGGUUGAUGCUCAUAACAAUGUGCACUGAAUGAUUAAAUUUUUUUCAUUUGUACACUCACAAAACCCUGAUAACAUUAAAUAAAAAUACAUAACCCGGCAACA
Molecule: messenger RNA, 1397 nt
Organism: Esox lucius (northern pike)
Lineage: Eukaryota; Metazoa; Chordata; Actinopteri; Esociformes; Esocidae
Product: phospholipase A2 inhibitor and Ly6/PLAUR domain-containing protein
Exons: 5
Coding region: 59-679 (206 amino acids)
Source: RefSeq, a predicted model, not a curated record